AUGAUCGUAGAAAUUUUAAUAUUCAUUCUGACUACUUUAAUUGUGUAUUUUAUUUACACAUAUAAACGCAUUCAUAAAUAUUUCGAUGAGAGAGAUUUAAGAUAUAAUCCGGGUGUACCUAUUUUCGGCAACGUAUUAAAAAGUACACUUCUCAGGAGGCAUAUCGUUGAAGACAUUGAUGCUAUAUACAAAGAAUUUCCAAAUGAAAAGUAUGUGGGGUAUAUCGAAGGCACCUCACCAAUCAUACUUAUCAGAGAUCCGGAAGUAAUCAAGCAUAUUACGGUCAAAGAUUUCGAUCAUUUUGUAAACCAUAAAAUGUUCUUUCCUGAAGAUAUUGAGCCAUUGUUCGGCGACAGUCUUUUAAUGAUGAAAGAUGACAGAUGGCGGGACAUGCGAGCAACGCUAAGUCCGGCUUUCACAGCAUCUAAAAUGCGUCAAAUGUUGCCGUUCAUGGCUGAAAUUAGCGACAACAUUAUACAAUACUUGAAAGAUCACAUCUCGGAAGACAUCGACGUCAGCGAUGUGAUACGUCGUUACACAAACGAUGUCAUUGCUUCUUGCGCAUUCGGAUAUCAAGUAAAUUCCUUAAAGGAUAAGGAUAACGAAUUUUACACAAUGGGCCAAUCGCUUUUUAAUAUGAGUACUUGGCAGAGACUUAAAUUAUUUUUUAUAACAAAUAUUCCGAAAGUUGCAAGGUUACUGGGAUUCAAUGUCUUUUCUGGGAAGUAUUCAGGAUUUUUUGAUAAUUUAGUGAAAACUACAAUUGAGCAUAGACAAAAACAUAAUAUUGAAAGACCAGAUAUGAUCCAGCUCCUUAUGGAGGCUUCUAAGGGAAAUUUGAAAACAGAGAACGUGGAUAUAAAAGACGACAUUGUUUUCGAAGCAGAAAAGCUUAAGCAGCAUGGAGAUGUUAAACAAUGGUCUCCAAAGGAAUUAUCAAGUCAGGUGUUCCUUUUCUUCUUUGCUGGAUUUGAUACUUCUGCUACAGCUUUGAUUAUGUGUAUCCAUGAACUGGCAAUUAAUCCCAAAGUACAGGAUAAAUUGUACGAAGAAAUCAAAGAGUUUAAAGAUAAAAACAGCAGCGUGGUAUUUGAGAACAUGAAUGAGUUGAAGUAUUUAGACGGCGUCAUAAAUGAAACGUUUCGCAAGUGGGCACCUGGUUUAGUAAUUGAUAGAGUGUGCACUAAGCCUUAUGAAUUACCACCACCUCGGGAAGGUGGAAAACCAUACAAAUUACAGCCAGGAGAUGUCGUUUACAAUGUGAUGAACUCCAUUCACAUGGAUCCAAAAUACUAUCCAGACCCAGAAGUAUUCGAUCCUGAUAGAUUUUCAGACGAAAGGAAACAUGAGAUGACACCCUUUACAUUUAUGCCGUUCGGUACCGGUCCGCGUUUUUGUAUUGGUGCCAGAUUUGCGUUGAUGGAGCUAAAGGUUCUACUUUAUCACCUCAUUUUAAACUUUAAGAUUUUAAAGUGCAAGAAGACAGUGGAACCGAUUAUUCUAAAGCCAGAAGAUCUCAAUAUAAGAGCUUUAGGAGGGACAUGGGUACGUCUAGAGAAGAGAAACUAG
Molecule: messenger RNA, 1569 nt
Organism: Parnassius mnemosyne (clouded apollo)
Lineage: Eukaryota; Metazoa; Arthropoda; Insecta; Lepidoptera; Papilionidae
Source: the annotation of a GenBank genome assembly